Molecule: messenger RNA, 2190 nt
Organism: Grammomys surdaster
Lineage: Eukaryota; Metazoa; Chordata; Mammalia; Rodentia; Muridae
Gene: Ltb4r
Product: leukotriene B4 receptor
Exons: 2
Coding region: 882-2000 (372 amino acids)
Biological process (GO): complement receptor mediated signaling pathway; inflammatory response; phospholipase C-activating G protein-coupled receptor signaling pathway
Cellular component (GO): plasma membrane
Molecular function (GO): complement receptor activity; leukotriene receptor activity
Source: RefSeq, a predicted model, not a curated record
UUCUUGCCUAGAUCCCAGUAAGAAAGUCCACCAGGAAUGCUAAAUGGUCAAGUGGGUAAGGUAAGGGGAUGACAUUGAUAUUUGUGUCACGAAGGAGAUCACUUAGACGAGUGUCUCUCAAAGAGAAUGGGAGUUGGUUAGCCUGUAAUGGACAGUGCUGGGUGUGGCUUGUCUCCUAUAACCACACCACGGUCAUGGUCUGACCUGAAGUCAAGAUUAGGUUGUGGUUUCCUUUGUUCAUUAUUUCACAUUUGCGUUGAUAUUCUUUCUCUUUGUACUCCCUCCCCUCCUGUGUCUAUGGAUCUGUCUCUCUCUCAGUCUCAUAUAGCCUAGGAUGGCCUUGACCCCCAAUAUGCUGUUUUGAUAUCAUGAUGUUACCCUAACUAACAAUGAUACACAGAACAUAGGCAGUCAACCUAACCUAAAAACCCAUUAAUCAAAAACCCACAGUAUGUGCACAUUGUUAAUGUGAAGCACAAAAAUAAUAUUUUUAUAAUCAGCAGUCUCAAUCUGAGCCUUCUCCCUUGCUUCCUUCUCCUUAGGAUACAAGCUGUAACUUUGUUCACUCCUCCAGUCUAGACCACACCCCUAGCCAAGUCACCCCUGGCACCUCUCUUUCCUAUCUCACUGCCCUUUCCUGGCUACUACUCACUUAGCCCCACCCAAGGAGUCUUCCUCCCUUCUGGACUGCUGAAACGCAGACUGUCCCUCCCCAACAGUGAAAGGAGGAGUGGGGGUUUUCAGCCUCACCCUCAGGAAGAUGCUCCUCCGCCCCUGCCUCCUUUGCUCUGUUCUGUAGUACUUCCUCUCUGGUUGACUUAGCUGACAGACCUAGAAGUGGGACCAAGAUCCUAGCACUAAGACAGAUUCAAGGAUUGUAUAUGCAACAACUAGACAUGGCAUUACCUUCUGAUCAGCAUCUGGAAAACCCUGUCCUUUCAAUGGCUGCAAACACUACAUCUCCCGCAGCACCUUCUUCUCCUGGUGGCAUGUCCCUGUCUCUGUUGCCCAUUGUCCUACUUUCUGUGGCCCUGGUUGUGGGGCUUCCUGGCAAUAGCUUUGUGGUAUGGAGCAUCCUGAAAAGGAUGAGGAAACGCUCUGUCACCGCCCUGUUGGUGCUGAACUUGGCCCUGGCCGACUUGGCCGUGUUGCUCACUGCUCCGUUUUUCCUACACUUUCUGGCUCGAGGCACCUGGAGUUUUUUUGUGAUCGGUUGCCGCCUGUGCCACUAUGUCUGUGGAGUAAGCAUGUAUGCCAGUGUCCUGCUUAUCACCAUCAUGAGUCUGGACCGCUCACUGGCAGUGGCCCGCCCCUUUGUGUCCCAAAAGGUUCGUACUAAGACCUUUGCCCGAUGGGUGCUGGCAGGCAUCUGGGUGAUGUCUUUUCUGCUGGCCAUACCGGUCCUUGUGUACCGUACAGUAGAACCGAAGAACAACAGGACUCUGAUCUGCGACUCGACGUAUCCCAACGACGGGCAUAAAGCCUUCCAUCUGCUCUUCGAAGCCACCACUGGCUUCCUGCUGCCCUUCCUGGCGGUGGUGGCCAGCUACUCUGACAUCGGGCGCAGGCUGCAGGCUCGGCGCUUCCGCCGCAGUCGCCGCACCGGCCGCCUGGUGGUCCUCAUUAUCCUGGCCUUCGCCGCCUUCUGGCUGCCUUAUCACCUAGUGAACCUGGUGGAAGCUGGUCGCACGCUGGCCGGCUGGGGCAAGGACAACCCUGCGGGGCAGCGGCUGAAGCUGGCCCGCUACGUGCUCAUCGCGCUGGCCUUCCUGAGUAGCAGCGUGAAUCCGGUGCUGUAUGCGUGCGCGGGCGGCGGCCUGCUGCGUUCAGCGGGCGUGGGCUUCGUAGUCAAGCUGCUGGAAGGCACUGGCUCCGAGGUGUCCAGCACCCGCCGCGGGGGCACUCUGGUCCAGACUCCGAAGGACACGCCUGCUUGUCCUGAGCCAGGCCCCACCGACAGCUGCAUGACUUCCUCCACCCCUCCUGAGUCUUCGAAGUGAACUGCAAUAGGCUGAGUUAUGACACAACUCAUAACUCUGGCCUGACCCACGUCUGUACCUGGAGAACAUGUUGGGGACUGGGCUUAAGUGGAAAAGAGGGAGGGGUGGGGCAAGUCAGGGCAGAGAGAUAGCAUGCUCUGGCCUGGCUGCUGCAGGCAGCUUUACAAUUAAAACUAAAGUCUGAAAUCGG